AAGUAGCCGGGGGCCGUACGUUGAGUUUUACUUCACCUGUGUUACUGUGCAAGGCUCAAGGGGGGCGUUUUUUAGGGUAAAAGUGUGCUCGCGGUUGCACACGGUAUUUUUCUUUGAUUACUGGAUUGAAUUCUCGCUAAAUGGAACGCAUUGCCAUGUAACUAUAGUGCAACUGCGUGCUACGCUAAAGAUGAAAUGCUGUUGUGAUUGACUCUAGGAAAAGCUACACCAUGAAGAUUUGCUCUUAAAUGAGUUUGAUAGGAAAAAUUGUGUAUUUUUAGAAACCCAUAUUUCAUUUUAAAAGAAGUCGAAGGUAAAUUAACAUUUGUUUGGAAUUGUCAACUUCUGCAUAAAAGAUUACUUCAUAAUUUACUUAUGAAUCUUGUGUUAAACAAUUUGAUAAGUCAGUAGAUUUGUCAUGCUAUAGCAGAAAGAGUUCAUGUUUGAUUCUAAUGAUCGAUUAAAUUACAUGCUAAACUGAAGUAGGCGGGGUGAUCUUGCCUUUAGGCCUACUUUACUUGUGUCGUUUUCAAAUUGUCUGAGUCCAUGACACAGAGAAUAAAUAAUAAGUAUUCGGUAGGUAGCCUAUGCUAAAUAAGGGUAGACUUAUCAGAAUGCAAAUUAAGGAGAAAAAGCUUUGAUCUGAAAGUCUAAAACUAAAAGUUAAGUUGUGUUUUAUUUAUUAUCAGUAAUAUUAGCAAGUCGUUAUUUAAUUGAUGUAAUUUUUUUUUUUUUUUUUUUUUAAUUUUUGCCAGUUUUAAAACUUUUAUUUUUUUAAGUCUUGCCAAGUUUAAAACGUUUAAUUGACUGUUGCCAUUUGUUAAAUAAAAGUUUAUAUUGUCAUGUACUAAUAUUUAGUGUCAUAGAUUUAAAUUAUUUCACAUCAUUAUUUAACUUCGGUUAUGCCACAGCGCUAUGGCCACUGACUAUGACGUGUUCGGGUUGUACAACCCACCCACCGGGUGUGGAGACAAUCGCUGCAGUACAAGUUUCAUGGAGUUUAUUUACUGUGUUGUCGUCCCUGCUGUCAUAGUGCUAGCGCUCUUGGCAUUGCUGGCUGUCAUCAUGUGCUGUAACUCAAAGUCUUGGUAAAAAGUGGAGACUAGUUGAUUAUUUAAAUAUUUAAUUAAAUUUCAGAUAAAGUAGAAAUUGUUUUCCUUUUGAAAUAAGUUAGCGUUUUUUUUCCUUAAAAUAUAGGCCCUACUGGGUAUAAUUUUUUCACAGUAUCAUUUAAAACAAUUAGGGCAGUUAGGGUCACCAAUAGUGGCUAAAUAUUCCAUUUUGAAAUUCAACCAAGUCCAGUAUCAAUUUUUUUAUUAGCUGAACCAAAAGUAAGCUAUUGUUUUAAUUAAAUCAAUGCCAGUUUUGAUUUAGGAGAGAUGAGAAAUACUUUGUAAGUGUUGAUAAUUUCAUUCAAUCACUGCUAAAGGAAACCCAUUGGUUCUGAACUAUAAAUAACAUAGCUUCCUUUGCCUAUGCUAGACUAGAAUCUAGAUGUUCACUCUUGACUGCUCUGGCUUUCUUUAAUUUUAAUUAGGCCAUAGCCCUUAUGGCGUAUGUUUUUUGUUUGUAGCAAUUGUAGCUUUCCAAGAGCUUUCCUUUUAUUGUCUCUUUGUCUCGUCCCAUGUAUUUCUUCUGUAGCUCUAUUUUAUGUUUCAGUAAAUGUAAAAAGAAAGCCUCACAAAACUCACAAACCAAGUAAGUACUAGAACAAUCCUUUUAUAAUAAAAGUUAUUUAAAAGUUAGUUAGUUUCAUUUUUAAAAUGGCUUCGACCCAAUUUCAAAUAAAUAAAUGGGGUACACAAAUUUAAAUGUUUUCUAAAUGUAAAAGUUAUACAAUCUCUGUUAAACUAGUGAUAUCCAAUUGGAAGACUAUAACUCCAUUCGUCGAGCAUCAACUAAUCUACGUCAAAUGUCUCACAAUCGUGAAACUCCUCUAAUGGGUAGUAGAGCUGGAUCAAUGACUCUUGAUCGGACAAGUAGACGGGUCAACAAGGGAAGAGACUCUUGUUAUUCAGCUCCAGGAACUCUACAGAGGUAUUUUAUGAUUAUCAGAGAUGCUUUAGUUAUGGCUGAACAUCAGAGAAUAUUGUGCAAAAAUGUUGAAAUCCCUUAAUUACAUUGUUGUCACCAUGCAUCUUUUAUUGCAGAUUUAAUUGGUGGCUAUAAUUAAAUUAAAAGCUGUUGUGUUUCAGGCAGAUUCGUAACAGACAAUAUGAUCAGCUUGCAACAGGUCCACCCCCACCUUAUGCUUAUGAUAAUGACAAUGCUAUGGCUCUGUAAGUGUACCAAUUCUCUCGCUUCUUCUCAAUCAGAAAAAUCGGGGGUGGGGGUAUUUAAUAUGAUGAUCAACACUGAGUAUCCAUUAGCAUUAUUUAAGUCUCAAUAUUUUAAUUGCUGUUAUAAUUUUGAAAAAGCAAUUUUUUUAUUCAUGCAGUCAACAAAGGAGAAGUCACUUGUCUGAAAUAGAUUCUCCUAGCCCCCCACCUCCACCAGCAUACAGCAUGCAUCCAGAGGAUGAUUUUUUAGGGUAAGAUUCAUCCUAUCUUAAACUGCAUUGAACAUUAGUGAAGUGCCAAUAUGACAUAUAAAUUUCAUUGAAUUUCUCACAGCAUAUUUAUAUCUAAAUUCUAACAUUUUUAAGGAUAGAAAAUAGUGUAUAAAUUAUGAAUGAAACAUGCCAUAAAUUUGUGUAUGUAAAUUGGAUUUAAAAAUCUGAAUGGAUGCAAAGUAAAUCUAAUACUAAUAUUUUUUGCAGUUUUUUCAUCAAAUGUUUUCUUAAAACAUUUUAUUUAUUUUUUCAAUAAUCUAGUUGUAUUCAGUUUGUCAGCUUAAAAAAAUAUUAAACCUUUUAUUUAAUUUGCAUUUGCAUGAUACUACUUUUCUUAAAAUAUUAUUUUGUUUUUAUUUCCAUAGUUCUGAAUAUUUUCAAUCAAGUUUGCAUGCAAGUGUGCGAUAUGAUGACAGCCCCGGAUUUAGCAGCAGUGGAACCCAACCUCUUUUACUUCAAAGAAAGACAGAGAGUUGAAGUUGAAAAGAUAUUUAAAGACAGACUAUUUUUAGAGCAAAUUAAAUGGAUUUUUAACAUGGUAUUGAAAUUAUUUCAGUUGUACAAUAAAUGCAAAAACAUUGAUGGGCCAAAAGAAUCCAACUUAUUACAAGAAAAUCACUAAAUCCCAUUAAUUGAUUUUUACAAUUUUGUCUGUAAAUUGAGCCAUGAAUUAAAAAAAAUUUAAACUACAGACUAUUGUCAUCAAAGAAUGAAGACCUGAUUAUUAAUGUACCAUUAGCUAUUUUUUUUCUUUUAAUUUCAAAAUGAUAUAGGGGAGAGUCUGGAGAAAUGGACAGGUGUGAGAAAUGGACCACCCCCUAUAAAAAUCGAAUCUAUUGGACUAAAAUGUUUUGGAACUAAAUGAAUGCAUAAAUUACUUAUUUUUUGUGUUUUCUAAGAGUUUCCAGAUUAUAUGGUCAGCUAUGAAACAAAUGAAUCACGAGUAAAAUUUUGGCAUAAAAAAAUGUUGUUUUGAACAAACCUCAUCAAAGCGUCCAGAAAUUUAACUGGUUCAUCAAGAAUAAAGGUGAAUAUAGUUAAAUGUAUCACAUUCAGUUAUUUAUAGUAUUUCAUUUUAAAUUUGAUUAUUUGCAUCACGAACUUAUUAUUAUUUUUUUUUUUAAAUUCUGCUUCAACCCCAUAGUGGGGUGAAACGUGCCGAAAAAUGGGGAGAAAUGGACAUAUGUCCAUUUAUCCCCACUGUUUAUUUUCUGUAUACUUCAUUACUGCAUAAUCUUGAAGUAAUUAAAACGUAUUAAUAUAUUGAGCAUGACUUUAGUUAAUUAACUUUAAAGAAAGAUUUUGAAUUAUCAGUCAUGAUUUAUUGUAGUGAAAAGUAAUUUUAGAAAAUAUUUUGCUAAAUAUAUAUGAUAUAAUAUAUGUGUGUAUGAUUAUGUACUGUAGAAAUUAAAUCUUCUUAAUUUUUUAAAGCUUUUUAUUUUAAAAAACAUUAUAAAUUUCCCAUGGGAUGAGAAUUUAAAGUUUCCAAUAUUUUUUCUUGCAGAAACUACACAAGAAAAACGGAUAAUGGUAGAGUAGGCCUACCCUUGGAAGAUAUGAGAAAUGCAGUUGAUUCCAUUAAAGGGGGAAAGUUGAUGCGUAAAGCUGAUACACAAUUUGGACAAGUGACGAUAGUGAGUCUGACAAGAACAUUGACGUGAUAAGCGAUGAUGAUUUUGAUGACUUUAUUUCAUACUGUGAAGACUUGACAACUAAUUGUGUUGAAAUGAGUGGUGUUGAAGAAGUUAUGAAAGGUGAUUGUGUGCUGUGUGAGUAUAGUGUAAGAAAGUCUGUGGUGUUUUAUGUUGCCAUUGUGAGGAAGAAAGUAGAUAAAGAUGGAGAUGAGAAAGUAGAAUUUUUAAGAAAAAGUAAGAAAGUGACUGGCAAAUGUAUAAGACCACACGUAGAAGUCAUUGAGUGUAGGCCUAUAUUAAAGACAUAAAAUGCAAACUUACAAAAAUACAAAAGACUGGGACAGCUAGGACUAAAGGGUUUUUUUCUUUAAAGAAAACCUGAGUUAUUUAAAUGUUAAAUAAAUCUGUGUUUUUGUUUUGCUCAAAUUACAUUCUUUCUACAUCAUUAUAUUUAAUAAAUAUACCGGUACAUAAAAUGUAAAAUGGUUUUGCUUAUCUUUUUUAAUUAAAUUACAUAUUGUAUGGUGCAUUACAGCUCAACUGAGAGAAAAUUAAUUGAAAAUAGGUAAAGUAUUAAUUUGUUUUAACCACUUUUUAGUUAGCUGACCAUUUCUCCCAACAUAGUGGUCCAUUUCUCCCUUCGCUAUGUCCAUUUCUCCCAACCUACAUAGUCAUCAGUGUCUUUUGAAUUUCACAAAAACUAUCAAAUUUAUCAAAAUUCUAAUUAAGUUUUUAAGUGUGAACAUUUGGACUGGCUAUUAAUAAGCCAAAUUUUAUGGUUAUAACUUUCUAUUUGUCAACACCAGCUGCAUACUUUGUCUGAUGCUCAUUUGGUGCAUGGCCCAUUUCUCCCGACUCUCCCCUAUUUGUAUAGCUAUAAGGCUUAGCACAUUAAACAAUAAUGAUUAAUGAGACCAAAAAUAAUUGUGUAAAUAAAACUAUAUACCGUAUGUUAAUCUUAAGCUUUAAUUAUGAUUACACAUUUACAAAAUUAAAGCUUAACAUACAUUGUUUUAUUUAUGGCACACAAUAUGUUUGUGUCUCAUCAAGCUUUAUCACAGUCCAACUCCAACCCUCUUAUAAUUAGUUGUACAAUAUUGUUGUGUUUAAGAAGUGCUAAAGUUAUUGCUUUUCUUGUGAUAGUUUUAAAUUUAAUUCUGGUAUAUCUAAAAAAUAGUGUCAAAAGUGUUAAAAAUUACCGGUAUAGAUUUCUGCUAUAAUUGGUGUAAGCCUACUAUACUUGUUUAUAAUAUUCAUGCACUGGUAUUUUACUCCUUCUCCAUUGUUAUUAUCUAAUUUGAUUAAUAAAAUAUUUAUUUAAAAUUU
Molecule: messenger RNA, 5511 nt
Organism: Lymnaea stagnalis (great pond snail)
Lineage: Eukaryota; Metazoa; Mollusca; Gastropoda; Lymnaeidae
Source: the annotation of a GenBank genome assembly